Molecule: messenger RNA, 5013 nt
Organism: Aplysia californica (California sea hare)
Lineage: Eukaryota; Metazoa; Mollusca; Gastropoda; Aplysiida; Aplysiidae
Exons: 3
Coding region: 859-1935 (358 amino acids)
Source: RefSeq, a predicted model, not a curated record
UAGAUAAAUACAAUAAUAAUUGUUAUUUCUCCUCCAACAGCCUUGCCUUCCUCUUUUCUUUUUGACUUGCGGCUCCACCACGUUCAGCUGUAUAGGUGUAGCUGAUGCAAGAAAGAGAAAGCUUUUCACCUCCGAAAAUAAUAUUAUCAUCAAACAGCUUUCAUUUCUUUGCAAAUAACAGGGCCUUAGUACUCAAGAAUCCCUUUUCUACUUUUAUCAAGCCUAGGCCUACUUCCAAUCCUCCGCGAGCAACGAUUAUUGAGUAAACUACGGGGAUCUAAACUUGACCUAGUUAGUGUGGAGCGCAGAGCAGAGCAAGUUCGAAAGUAGGUCGUGUUGUACCGUCUCUGUCGCAGUCAAAGUGGACUUUGGACCUUCACCCUGAGAAAUUCCGUUCAUUAAUAUUCACGAUUUCUUAAUUCUCGAUUAUCAUUGGCUGACACAGAGAGCUAGGCCACCGAGCAUGCGCUGUUAAAUAGAAGAUCGGAAACUCCCGUUCGCCGCUACGUGCUUCCCUCGUGAACAUCUAAUGUUAGUAUCUGAGAGGUAACGUGCGUGCUCGUCGAAUGCUAGCCUCACCCCAACCUCAGUCUGCGUGCCGUUCAGUGAUAAUGACAGUGACAUGAAGUGACAAGCCAGUGUUUUACCAAGUGAACAUACGUGCUGAUCACAGAUAUAUAUGAAGGGAGUUUUGUUGGAACCUCAGAGUAGAGUGUGAUGAUUGCGCAGUGGAUGUUGAUCAACAAAAUUUAGCUGCUGAUCAAUUUAGCCCUACACUUCCCUUACCAACAGAGUUUUUGCUGUGGUUGUUGUUCAGCGACAAUCUUUAAUGGUCUGCUUACUGAAGAAUCCAUCACCAUGAAGUUCCCCAUCAACGUUAUUGCUAAAAAGCCAGCAGGGAGAAGACAACUAUUGAAGGAGGAAAACCUCAGAAAUAAUAAUCUCAAUACUAUCCGUUCUGAGACUACAAAUUCCAACAGCUCAGAGAAUUCCAAUCUCCUAUUGGCGCCACAAUCUCAGCAGCCAGAGUCCCCUCUUGCAGUGAUCAACAACCGGCCCAAUGACCAACCCACAGAACAGGCCAGUGUGCAGACAAGUGAGUGCCCACUCGUGGGGAAGGUCUGCGAAGUGAACAACAAUGUUUUAGAAGAUGAAGGGGUGGAGGAGGACGCUGAAGAUGAAAAUGGAAAUUCAAUUGCUGGUGUAGACAGUUUUUGUCGGGAGUCAGAGAGAAUCCCGAGUGUUGACUUAAGUUCUCAGUGUGGAGAUGAAAGUGGUUUUAACAGUUGUUCUAGUGACAAGGAAUGUGAAUACUCCAGUUCCAAUUGUGACUGUCCAAAUGAAGAAAGUGACUUUGUCAGUAGUAAUGUGUCCAUGGCCCCAAAACCCCAGUCCCCUCACAGAGUGUUAUCAGACUCUGCAUUGACUUUAUUGCCUUCGAAAACUCCGCUCAAAUCCACUGUUUCUGAUGAAAGUAUUAACUGUGAUGAUCAGGCUGCCCGCCCAGUUAGAAGAAGUAAAAACAUUGUCCGUGUUCACGGUGCUAGUAUUGACAGUCUUCCUUCUGCGAGGUGUACAAGGACAUCAAGAAGUCGCAGAAGUGAGAGGUCUGCGUCGUCAAGUGACGCUCAGCCUGGGGGUUCUCGGAGGAGGAGGAGAACGAGACACGAUCACAACAACAAUGAUUUGGAUUCUAAAAGCCUGCACUCUUACUUAUAUGGUGCCCCUUUCAAGAUGCAGGACUGCUUCCAGAAGAAAGGAUUCCUCACAUUUAUCUCUUGUAUCGUUUACACGCUUUUCCUGGUGGUUGUCUUCACAGUGCUCGGUGCCCUUCUCUCAGCCUGCAAAGCUUUGAUUCGUAAUGAUGAACUUCAAGAUAUUAAGAGGAACGUUUUGCAAGCCCGACGCACAAGAACUCCAUCGGCCUCUGGUUGAUCACAGUCCUCUCAUCAAGGCAGCCUCAGAGGCAAGAAAUUGCCAGAGAAUUCCGUGGCUUGUCACAAAAGUAAAACGAAGUCUGUGCUGACUUUUGCUUAGCUUGCCGAGACCUGAGGAAGGAUAGAGCCAGUUCUGUAUCUGUUUUCUUUCAUCCCCCUACUGAGAGUGCCCCCCCUUUUUUUUUUUUUAGAAACAUCUGAUUUAUGUACUCUUAGCUUUGACAUCUGAAUGGAAUGUUGGGAUGUUGUCUUGGGUCUACCUUCUUUAGGUUUGAAUGCAAUCAUCCAUGUUGUGUCAGUGUCACUGAUUUUAUUGAGUUAAUUCAACUCAUCUGUCACAAUAAUUGUGUUGUAUUAUUUUACCUUAUUCCUGUACAGAAAUAAGAUACGAACAAAUCUAUACACAUCCGUAAACGGGCAUCUGUGGUGUAGCAGUAAGGCAUUUUGCAUUCACACCCAGGAAAUUCGAGUUUGAAUCUCGAGAUGAAAUACAGUCUUAUUUAAAUAAAUAUAGAUGAUGUGAGGGACUGCUUUGGCAAAGGAGACAUGUUGGUGAAACGAGAAGCUCUUUUGUUAGAUUUUAAAAAAUUUGUGACAAAUAUUGCAAAAUACUAACAUUCCUUGGGGAAGAAUUGACAGUCAACUGCUGGCAAAUCAAACAAGCUGUUCUCUUCUUAGACAGUUUUAAAAUCUGGUUUUCAAAGGUGAAAGAUAUGUAUUGACAAGCUUGGUUGAGAUUUUCCCAAAGACAAGAUAUAGUGCCAUAGAAAGGUCUUUCUUCAUGCCUGCCUCAUGUAGUUUUUGUAUGCUGUUCAAUGGUUUAGAAGUUGUUGUCAUACCAAGCUGAGGUGCUCAGGAAGUUUAAAAAUUGGAAAAUUUGGAAGUCCUGCCUCUUCAGUUAACUACAUUGUUCAUAGUUCUUUUUAUGAUUCCUCUGUAUGAUAAUGUAUAAAACACUUCGGGCGGCUUUUUUCCCCAUCCACGUCGCUACAAUGCCCAUCAUUUCUGCCAUAUUUGGGGUUUUUCAUGGGCUGUUCUUUUGUUUUUGAACAGCAAGCAGAUUUGAUCUUGUUUGCACAUUAUUCAAUGUUAGUGCCAUUUGGACAUUUUAUGUGAAUGUUAUAGUCUGUUCUGGUUAUGGUUUAUGAAAGUGCAUUAAUAUUUCAUUUUUUUAUGCAGGUGAAAUAUUACAUUGGUAGAUGUGUAGGCUUUCUUUUGACAAUGAAUUUGGUCUACUAUGUGUCUGAAGAAUGAGUGUGAAUGCAUAAAAAUGUGUACUCAAGUAAAAGCAAAAGGACAGCAGAUCUACAUAGGUCUAUCAUGAAUUAUCAAAAUAUUGACCUUGACUUAUGAAUUGUGUGUGAGAGUUAAACACAAAGUAUAGUAUUCCAUCUCUGUGAUACUUAAUUAAGAGGAUAUAUUGCUUCAGAUUUUUUCAGUAUUGUAAAUAUGAGGUAUUAGUGUGAUGGACAGACCUCAAAGAAAGGGGCAGUAUUCUUUGGUUUUUGGAGAGAAGAUUGUGUCAGUUGAUCGUUGAUAGGGGCACUGUUACUAAAGUAACCAACCCUCUGAUGAUACAGGUGUCCCAGAACUGAAAUCCUAAUAGAGUGUUCAUGUUGUUGUUUUUUUCUGUCCUCACACUUGAUUCGGUCCUAUCAAAAGUGGACAUCACAUCAAAGGCUCUGCGUCUUUAACAAACUUAUAGCGGGGAAAGGGGCAUUAAACUCAUACCAUCUUGAGUGAUGAAGUGAUGUCAUGAUCAGAUUUGAGACAAAGAGUCUAGUGCUCUUCUUGAACUUGUUAUCUGCCAUAUUUUCACUAUUAUUUUAUAAGUGAUUGUAUUGUCACCUCUGCCAUCAUGUGGAAACACUCAUGCGCCAUACAAAUGUUGGUUUGUUUGUGGUUUUUUUGGUGGUUUUUAGUUGUUGUAUGAGUUCAGCUAGAUGUGUUUGCAGGGUUGCUUAGAAAAAUUAUGAUACCAUACAAAAAUGUUUUGGUAGUUUGAAACACAUGUGUGAGUGUGAGGUGUGUGAGUGUGAGGAAGAGGGAGAUUCUGAUUGUUAGAAACAGUUUGAUAGUCACACAAUAGUGUCUUGUUUUAAACUUUUGCUGGGGAUUUCUUAUUCGGGAGAGAAUAUGCGCAGACAGCGCUUUAUCUUAUCAGGAGCCUGAAGGCUUGCUGGGUUAUGUGUUGUUAUUCUCAGUUUAUCUAGCUCGGACCCAUGUAGUUGACCUCUUGACUGGGAGAGCAUGGUCUCCGAUUGUUGGUUUUAGGUCGAAAGGAUAUGCCUGCCUUAAGUAAGUCUGAACGAACUUUACGUUCGUUUAUAUGUCUACGGUGCAUUUUUUCUUCCCCUCUACUUAAAAGCUUUUGCUAUAAAUAGUUUGCAUGUUUUUCUUGCAAUUCAAAGAAAGUGUAAGAAUGAAUUGUUUUAAGACCAAAAGUACACUCGGAGCAAAAGAGCUUGCUUCUGGAUUCACAGACACGUGAUAAAUAAUGAUAUUUAAUUAAUAAUAGUAUAAUGUAGCUAAGGGGUACACAAUGUACUUGAUAUUCACUCACAGAGAUAAAGGCCUUUCUCAAUGGUCCUCAUCCUUCAGUUGUCACGUCAUCCUUCCCACUAUCUUUGUUGAUCACUGCCGUUCACUUGUGGUAAACAAGCUUUGGAAAUACUCAGGUGGAAUAUUUGCUUCUAAUUGUAACAUUCACUUAGUUGAUUGGUGCAAAUAGAUUUUUAUUCCAUGGCUCUACACACACAGGUACAUUUUUUUCCCUUAAAUGGAGUUUCAUGGUUUGUUUUCUAUGUUUUAGUGUCUACGUUUUAAUGUAUGUGUAUGAAGGCUACGUGUAGUUAAUUUAAGUGUUUGUAUAAAGGCUAUUCGUAUUUCGUAUUUGAAUGAAAUACUGUUAAUGAGUUAAAUUAGAACAUUUGACUGGAUUUUCUGUGUAUGGAAAUUGGUAACAGUAAUUUUGUUAUUUUUGUUACUUUAAGAACCGUUUUUGUGAAAUUUGUACAAUUAAAAGAAAAUGAAUUGUAAAUAAAAACAUUGAUAUAUUUGACUGUAACAGAGAAAA